ACAACGACGACUACGCGACUACGACGGUUGCACGGCACACGGCACACGGUUUUGAAUUCGCAAUUUUGUUUCGGUUUUCGGUUUUGGGUGUUCGUUCGGUGCUUCGGGCGGUUGUUGUCAUUGUUGGGAGAAGACCCUCUCCCAAGUAAAAUUCAUGUUAAUGAAUGUUAAUUUAUACAUUUGUAAGAAUCUAAAAUCUGUUUUUCCAUACACAACAAUUAUUGGCUGCCGCGGCCGCUGCUUCUGCUGCUGCUGGCUCUGCUCCCCAAAUUCCAAAUUGGAAACAGUUGCGCCUGAAGCCCCGCCGUGAUCGCGCACGCUGUCCUUGUCUCUCGAACGAUAGUCCCCGACCCAACCAGCAAAAAGGAGCACAAUGGAUCCAGAGUUUGUGAAUAAAUAUAAUCAGGUGCUCAGUCGCCUGAAGCUCAUCGAGAACUUCGAUGGCAGCGAUCCUGGGAAGCUGCCGCCGUUCCUCCAGCGGAUCGAGGCACUGAUGCCGGCCAUCAACAGCUUCGACGACUACUACAAGGCACAGCUGAUUGGACACAUCAAGAACAAGUGCACAGAUCGGGCACGGGAGGCGGUCUUCACCCGACAGAUGAGUGCCCCGGCGGCCAAUGGCAAUGGGAAUGGGAAUGGCCACCUGCUGAAGGCCGAGUCCUGGCUAAAGCUGAAGGAUCAGCUGCUGUACAACUACGCGGAGCGCGAGUCCAGCUACUCUCUGAUCCACAAGAUCCGCAGCGCGGUGCUGGACUCCAACAUAGAGCUGUACUACCAGAAAAUGGCCAAGCUGAAGCACCGACUGAUCAACCGGAAGCUCACCCACAACGACACCCUGUACGCACUCGAGGACAUCGAGCGGAUCACGCUGCAGGUGUUCCGCGACCACCUGCCCGAGCCCACCCACUCGAUGAUCUUGCGGCGCAACCCCAAGAGCAUGGAGGAGGCCUACCGCUACAUCGUGGAGGUGCAGCAGCAAUUCUACACGCAGAGCGGCUCGCUCGGGAGCGACCAGCAGGCGGCCACCUUCAGCACCAGCCACAAGCAGCACCACCUCACCUACGGCGUCGGCAUGGGCGGCGUGGGCGUCAGCACCGUGGGCCUGGGCGUGGGCAUGGGUGCUGUGGGUCUGGGCAUGGCCUCGGGCGGCUAUGCCGGCUACGGCCGUCAGAUGUCGGACAAGGGCAACAGCCAGAACGCCAGCUCCAGGAGCUACUACAACCAGGCAGCGCCCGCCGUGGGAGCGGGUAAGACGAGUCCCAUGUUCAAGAGCCUCGGAAAUCCCACAUUCAAAUCCAGCUUCAGCUACAACGGCAGCAGCAGCGGCAGCAUGUCCUCCGGCAUGUCCGGGUACUCCAAUGCGAAGAAGGACGUGAAGGCCAACUAUCAGCAGCAGAAGAACCAGAACCAGAAGAGCUCCAUGAAGACCCCCAGCAUGGGAGGCGGCAGCAGCUGGCGGAAGUAGAAGCCCUACAAACCGAUCCCGAAUCUGGUUUACAGCUCACAGGGGUGCUGAUGAUGAUGAUGAUGAUGAUGGGACAAUGAGCUAAGCGGAGCGCAUGAUCUAAUCUCUUGGGCCCGUGACUAAGCCAUGGCUUGGAGAUUGGAUUGGAUGUCGAGUGCAUGCCUCAUGCUAAUUAGCCCCCAACCCAAACCCCACCAUCAACCCCAAAGUACUGUGUCUAAUAGUUAGUUCAAUCGAUGAUGAUGAUACGGACGAUGUAGACGUGAGCGUGGAUGUGAUUGUGGAUGCCAAUGACGAUGAAUCGAUGCGAUGACCGUGCCGACAUGUUAAUUAUUAUCUCAUAAGACUCAAAGUGUACAUAGCCCCUGCCCCCCUCCAGGCGGAACAUUCCCCCGCCCAUCUACCAUAACAAAAACCCACCCACCUACCGCCCGAAAUAUUGCUUCUGUUUACCAAUAAAGUGUAAAGUCUAACGCCUC
Drosophila subobscura is the source of this 1944-nucleotide messenger RNA. RefSeq lists its product as uncharacterized. Lineage: Eukaryota; Metazoa; Arthropoda; Insecta; Diptera; Drosophilidae. The transcript has a single exon. The record is from RefSeq and is a predicted model, not a curated record. The coding region runs from base 374 to 1465 and encodes 363 amino acids.